Messenger RNA from Lodderomyces parapsilosis, 1707 nucleotides. It is a transcript of the gene RTF1, whose product is annotated as Rtf1p. Gene Ontology annotation, molecular function: DNA binding; RNA polymerase II C-terminal domain phosphoserine binding. The coding region runs from base 1 to 1707 and encodes 568 amino acids. Gene Ontology annotation, cellular component: Cdc73/Paf1 complex. The transcript has a single exon. The record is from RefSeq and is a predicted model, not a curated record. Lineage: Eukaryota; Fungi; Ascomycota; Pichiomycetes; Serinales; Debaryomycetaceae.
AUGUCUGAUUUGGAAGAUGACUUAUUAGCCUUGGCAGGUGGCGAUGAUUAUGAAUCCGAUGCUGCAUCAAACGCCUCAAAGCGUAGCAAUUUGGAGUAUGAAUCGGAUGAGGAUGAUACUGUUUUAGCCAAGCGUCGUAAAGUGGGAUCAGAAGCAGGAGACUACAAGGAUGAUGAUGAUGAUGACGACGACAAUGAAGCCGAAAGUGAAGAGGAACUCGAAUUGGUGAAUCCAUACCCGUUGGAAGGUAAAUACAGAGAUGAACAAGAUCGUGAGGAGUUGGAAGCAAUGGAUGAAAUCAAAAGAGAGGAGAUUCUUUUUGAAAGAUCUCAAGAGAUGGACAAGUUUAAAGAACGCCAGUAUUUGCAACAAAGAAUGAAGGCGCAAAGGGUGUCAAAGUCGGGUCGAAGUGAAGGUUUAAGAAGUUCUACUCGUCUGAAGACUGGAGGUACCAAAUCGAAGAAGGAAUCAAAGCUUAGUGAGUUGAAAAAGGAGAGAGAAAAGCAUACCAGAAAAAAGAGUAGAAGACAUGAUGAUUAUGAACAAGAAUCGGAUGAGGAAGAAGAAGAUGAGGAGGAAGUGGAAGAAGAUCUUGGUGAUGAAGAUGAAGAUGCAUAUAAUGAUGAAAGUGAAAGUGAAGUUAUGUGGGGUGGAGUAUCGAAAAUUAAACGCAAGAGACUGACUGAAUUGGCCAAAUUGGACGAUAUCAAUCGUAUAAAAGUGGGGAGGAGUUUGUUAUCACAGUAUUGCUAUCAUCCAGGAUUUGAUGAUGCUGUGUUGGAUACUUAUACCAAGGUCAAUGUUGGUGCAGACAGAGCCACAAAAGCACCCAUGUAUAGAAUGGUUAAGAUCAUUGAUUUAAAAACAAGACCAGAAAAAGCAUAUAAAAUGGGGAGCUCCAAAUAUGAUUUAUAUUUUUUGGUUAGUCAAAACAAGAAUCAAAAAAAACCAUUUGCCAUGAAUCUAUUUUCUGAUUCACCAAUUACUCAAGAUGAAUUUGAUAGAUAUUUGAAAGAACUCGAUAAAACUGGUGAAUCAAUGGAUUUGCUUGAUGAUGUUAAUGAUAAGUUCAAACAAUUGCAAACAUUAUUUACUACUGGUUUAACUGAUAAAGAUGUUAACGAAAUGAUUGCUAGAAAACAGCGCAUGCAGCGACAAAGUGGUAAUUAUACUACUUAUGAUGCUGUAAAAACUAAAGCUAAGUUAUUGGAUGAGUACAAAAUUUGUAAACAGCAGGGUAAUUUACAAAAAUCGAUGGAAAUUCUAGAAGAAGUGAAAAACAUUGAUGCUGUAUUACAAGAUCAGACCGGUGCAGCGAGUACAGCAGCUUCAACGACAGGGUCAGGAUCUUUGUCAUCAUCAGCAGUAGCAGCAUUGCAAUCGAGUAUGGCUAAAGUCAAUGAGAGAAAUCGGAAAUUGAAUCAAGAAAAUAUUAGAAAAGCUGAGAUCAAACACAAAACCAGUAUACAAAACCAAUCUAGUCAAGACGGAGAUCCAUUUUCAAGAUUAAAAACAAACACUCGAAUGUUUUAUCAAGAAUUGAUCAAUGAAGAAAAUGCCAAGGCUUUUAAAGAUGUCAACGUACAAGAAUUGAUUAAUGAAAAGACUAAACAAGAGGAAAAAAUUGCUAAAUCCACUUAUAGAGAUUUAGGGGAGAUGGAUAAGUUGAUCAGGCUGAUUGAUGUGGAUAUUGAAUUGUUUGUGUAA